Messenger RNA from Rhizopus microsporus ATCC 52813, 751 nucleotides. RefSeq names its product phosphatidylserine synthase. Gene Ontology annotation, molecular function: phosphotransferase activity, for other substituted phosphate groups. Gene Ontology annotation, cellular component: membrane. The record is from RefSeq and is a predicted model, not a curated record. Lineage: Eukaryota; Fungi; Mucoromycota; Mucoromycetes; Mucorales; Rhizopodaceae. Gene Ontology annotation, biological process: phospholipid biosynthetic process. The transcript has 4 exons. Bases 33 to 692 code for a protein of 219 amino acids.
UCUUUUUUUUUUUUUUUACUUUUUAUUAAAACAUGGCUUUAACUGACAAGAAGAACGAUACGCCAAGAGAAGUAGACGGUCAUUUUUCCAUGGUUCGUAACUUUUACUUGGCCGAUGUCAUCACCUUAAUGAACGGUAUUUGUGGAGUUCAGUCUGUUUUGAGUUCUAUGCGUUACUUGACUACCAACAAUGUUCGAGAUUUAUACUUGUCCAUGAUCUUGUUACCCUUUGCAAUGUUCUUUGACUUUAUGGACGGACGAGUUGCUCGUUGGAGAAACAACUCUUCUUUGCUUGGACAAGAACUUGAUAGUUUAGCUGAUUUGAUUUCCUUUGGUGUUGCUCCUGCUGCCUUGGCCUAUGCAGUUGGUAUGCGCACCUAUCUUGACACGGUCGCGUUAACUUACUUUAUCUGCUGCGGUAUCGCUCGUCUUGCUCGCUACAAUGCUACAGUAGCCCUGGCUCCAAAGGACGCCACAGGCAAGGUUCACCACUUUGAAGGAACUCCGAUCCCGACUUCCUUAGCACUCGUGGCUUGGAUUGCUUAUUUUGUAAAGAAUGGCUUGUAUUUGGAUGCAUUGCCUGGUUCUAUUGUUGAAGUGGCUCAAGGAUGGGAACUGCACCCAUUUGUAAUGUCUUUUGUUGUUAGUGGAACACUCAUGAUCUCGAAAACCCUUCGUAUCCCAAAGCCCUAAAAAGAAAAGAGAAGCUCUGUUUUCCCCCAUUGUACAUAUAUACCCCAUACAUACACAGU